AUAGGCUCCAUGCACAACCACACCCUCCAAAAGGAAGGAUUGGAUUUCUUCCUUCUUAGCUUCCUCUUUUCUCUCUCAUCCCCUUAGCGUGAAGAUAAAUUUAUGGUUAGCCACAAGAAUCUCUCUACGAAGACGCAUUCAUUUAGAGAUGUUUGAAAAUUUCGGUGAAGUUUUUUUUUUCAAAAAAAAAUUAAAAUUACUAGUCCUUAAAAUAAAAUGGAAGUACAGAGAGUUCAAGCUAUCGCCUACGAUUCCUUAUCCUCAGAAACCAUACCACCUGAGUUCAUCAGGCCGGAGAGCGAACAGCCGGGACUCACGACAUACCACGAGCAGAACCUUGAAGUACCGGUCAUCGAUUUUGGAGACCAAGAUGAGGAAAAGCUUGUGCAAUUGAUUGCUGAUGGGAGUUCCGAAUGGGGUUUGUUCCAAAUUGUGAACCAUGACAUACCAAGUGAUGUUAUCAGCAAACUACAAAAAGCUGGGAAGGAGUUUUUUGAGCUACCACAAGAGGAGAAAGAAGUUUAUGCCAAGCCUCCAGGGUCUAAGAGUGUGGAAGGCUAUGGAACAAAGCUACAAAAAGAAGUUGAAGGCAAGAAAGGUUGGGUUGAUCACUUGUUCCAUAAGAUAUGGCCUCCUUCAGCUAUUAACGACCAGUUCUGGCCUAAAAAUCCUCCUUCCUACAGGGAGGUCAACGAGGAGUAUGCAAAGUACCUGCAUAGGGUGGUGGAGAAGCUGCUAAGGAGCCUGUCGUUAGGGUUAGGGCUUGGAGGGCAUGACCUAAAGAAUGCAGUGGGUGGUGAUGAGUUGAUCUACCUUAUGAAGAUAAACUAUUACCCGCCAUGUCCACGGCCUGAUCUGGCCCUUGGGGUGGUGGCCCACACUGACAUGUCAGCAUUCACCAUUCUUGUUCCAAAUGAAGUGCAGGGCCUCCAAGUCUCCAGAGAUGGCAACUGGUUUGAUGUCAAGUACAUCCCUAAUGCCCUAAUCAUCCAUAUUGGUGAUCAGAUUGAGAUUCUGAGUAAUGGAAAGUACAAGGCUGUGCUUCAUAGAUCAACGGUGAACAAAGAGAAGACAAGAAUGUCAUGGCCAGUUUUUUUGGAGCCACCACAAGAGCUCGAUGUAGGGCCACAUCAUAAGCUUGUUAGUGAGAAGAAUCCCCCAAAGUACAAGACCAAAAAGUAUAGUGAUUAUGUUUAUUGCAAGCUAAACAAGAUUCCCCAGUGAGUGCUUGCAUGAAUUGAGAAUCUUGUAGCAAAUGCAGUUGAACGCAGCUGUAAGUUUGUUGCAUGUUUUGACUUGGGCAUUAUGUAAGGUAAAGUCACAUAAAUAAUCUUUUCUUAUACAAGAGUACAAAAGAAAUAAGAUUGCAUAUAUUUAAUCUUUUUUAGUUCU
Ilex paraguariensis (yerba mate) is the source of this 1392-nucleotide messenger RNA. NCBI's taxonomy places the organism in Eukaryota, Viridiplantae, Streptophyta, Magnoliopsida, Aquifoliales, Aquifoliaceae. The record is from the annotation of a GenBank genome assembly.